Molecule: messenger RNA, 1831 nt
Organism: Impatiens glandulifera
Lineage: Eukaryota; Viridiplantae; Streptophyta; Magnoliopsida; Ericales; Balsaminaceae
Product: F-box/kelch-repeat protein At1g30090
Exons: 1
Coding region: 438-1661 (407 amino acids)
Molecular function (GO): protein binding
Source: RefSeq, a predicted model, not a curated record
GAAGCAGAAACAGUCAUCUAUCCUUCUUUUUGGUUGCAGAAGAGAGAUUCUGUAAAUCGAUUUUCUCAUCAAUCUUUCUUGAUUCAUCACCGAUCACUGCGAAGAGGAACAGGUAUCAGUUUCUGGGUUCUUCUGUAUUUGAUCCGUGACGGAUUCUAGUUGAAAUUUGUUGGGAAGAACUUACUUUUGAGUUCUGGGUUGCUUUUUAUGUUUCUUUUCCUGUCGGCGGCAUAUAGCUUGAAACUUUUGACGUUUAUGUUACUGUCGGGGCCGGAAUUGCAGUGUGUUCACAUCUCGAAAGAGGUUAUAAAUGAAAUUGACGAUUCUUUUGUUUGAAAUUGAUCUGGGUUUCACUUGUUCUUGGUGAAGGAUUCCAUAAAGAUUGAUUGAUUGAUCGAUCGAUUCCAUAAAGACUCUUUUUUUGUUGUUAAAUUGUUAUGCAAAGGGUGAGAGUUUCAUCGCAGCAAGUCCCGGUUCAUAAAUUAGGCGAUUCCCAGAUGACGUUAUCUCCUAAAUUCAGGAUAGGUGCAAUCAAAUCAUCUUUGCUAGAUCCUUCUUUAGAAUUAGAACUAUCUGAAAAGGGAGAGCCGCUAAUUCCUGGCUUACCCGAUGAUAUUGCUCUCAAUUGCCUACUGAGACUUCCAGUCGAUCGCCACUCCACUUGCAGGACGGUUUGCAAGCGUUGGUAUCUCUUAUUAGGCAAUAAGGAACGGUUCUUUACAAGACGUAAGGAACUUGGUUUUCACAAUCCAUGGCUUUUCGUAUUCGCCUUCCAUAAAUGCACGGGGAAGAUCCAAUGGCAAGUUCUUGACCUACAUCAUUUCACAUGGCAUUCAAUUCCGGCUAUGCCUUGUAAGGAUAAGGUUUGCCCUCAUGGGUUUCGAUGUGUCUCGAUUCCCCACGAAGGGACUCUUUUCGUUUGUGGUGGCGUGGUUUCGGAUGUGGAUUGCCCUUUGAACUUGGUUGUGAAAUAUGAGAUGAUCAAGAACAGAUGGACCGUGAUGAAGAAGAUGAACACUGCGAGAUCGUUCUUCGCUAGUGGUGUGAUUGAUGGAAUGAUAUAUGUGGCUGGAGGGAAUAGUACUGAUUUAUUUGAAUUAAACUCGGCUGAGUUUAUGGACCCGGAACAGGGCUCUUGGCAUCCUGUUUCUAACAUGGGUACGAACAUGGCUUCUUAUGACGCGGCUGUUCUAAACGGGAAGCUUCUAGUAACCGAGGGAUGGUUUUGGCCGUUUUAUGUUGUGCCUAGAGGGCAAGUUUAUGACCCCAGAACCGAUAAUUGGGAAAGUAUGGCUACUGGUUUGAGAGAAGGUUGGACUGGAUCGAGCCUCGUCAUUAUGGGACACCUGUUUGUUGUUUCUGAACAUGAAAGGACUAAACUUAAGGUUUACGAUGUUGAUUCGGAUUCGUGGGAAACUGUGAUGGGUCCUUCUUUGCCGGAGCAGAUUUGCAAGCCAUUUUCGGUUAACAGUUGUGAUAGUAGGAUAUUUGUUGUGGGUCGCAAUCUUCAUGUGGCGGUUGGGUGUAUAUCUAGGUUGGAGGUUCAAGGGAGUGAUUUGGAAGAAGAAAAGUGGAGCUUUUCGGUUGAGUGGCGAGUGGUGGAUGCACCCCAAGGUUUAUCGGAUUUGACACCCUCCAGUGCACAGGUUCUCUUUGCUUGAUUUUUAUGACCACUCAGAUUUUUUGGUGUGUUAGUUUAUAUUGUAAACUAUUAUAUAUAUAUAAUAUAUAUAUAUAUGAAAAAAAAGGCAUAUAUAGAUUGUGAGGAAUGUAGGAGGCUACUCUGAUCGAAUGUUGUUACAAUAAUAUACAUUGUUAUGUUUUCUUUUAA